AGCCAUGUGUCAUAUUUAACUUCAUGACAUCUCCCGCUCUCCCGCAAAACAACUGUCAAAAUGUUCCGCACGGGCAGCACCUUUCGCCAGUGCACAGUUUGAGUGCGUGCAUCGUUUUUCACGGACCGACCGACCCUUGCGCGUUGUGUGCCCUUGUUCUUGUCCUACUUGUCGCUCGCCAGCGCUAUCCAUCACGGCAUCGUUCGAGACGGAGGCAAGCGAAUCUUGCGUCGAGCUUUGCAUCACACCGUGCGUGUUGUUCUGCGGAUCGGCGUGUGUGUGCCUGUGUGCAUAUGCAAAACUGGCCACCCAAUUCGUACGGAGUGGUCCUACUGCUGCUGCUGCUCGGUACAGUGCAUAUGGGCGGAUGCCCGUGAAUGGGGUGAACUUCGCAAAACAUUAGCAGCAGCUGUCUUUGUGUGUGAGUGUGUGUGUCCGGUCAUCUCCCGCGCAACAGGAACGGGAACGGGAACGGCAGCCGACAGUUGCAUUCCAUCAAAUAGCGCAUCAUCAUCAUCAUUGUCGUGGUGGUUGCUUUGCGUUGGCGCAUUAUCAUCACCGCCACGGUAGCAGCCCAGUCGUCCUUGUGGAGUAAGCCCCCCCCCCCUGUACACAGGGAGCCUAGCAAGCACAUCGGCCAGCGUACCGAGCUACAACGGCUCGCAACCUAGCAAACCCCAGGUAGUGCUAAUAAUCCCUCCCAGCUCGGACCGUUUGUUGGAGCAGGUGAGAGACAUCGAAACGCGAGCGGUCUGCAGGAACGUCCCCUUCCCCGUGUGAAAAUGCAAAACAUCUUCUAGUGUCCAAAUUGCGCCCCAACGAGGUAGUGCGGCGGCGGCAGUAAGGCAAUCAGUUAGUGGAAAACAUCGAUGACAUAAAUCAUUUUCACCUGUUUCCGGCGUACGUUGCCGAUCAGUUGUUACUUGGAUUUAGAUUUGCGGGCAAGCGAAUGGGCAAACAAAUCCCUGCCCUGUGAAUGUGGUGCAAUUUGUGUGCUGUGUGCGUGUGCGAGUGUUUUUCUCCCUUGCUAGCGUGGCGGCCGCUAUCAAGGCGAGAUAUUUAGCAACAGAUAAGGAAGAAGAAGUGCUCCUGCUCCCUGGUUCUGUAACGCUGCUGUACCACCACCACCACCACCACGGUAGCAAAUUGGCAUUGAGCAUCGGGCAAACAAAGUAGGUCAUCGACCGGACCUGCUAGGCACAGUACGUUCCAUCCCGGAUCGCUUGGAGAGCGCAUGUAAUUAACCCUUCCUGCGGGUCCUCCUAGCAUCUGUCAGCGGGAGUAGUUGUUUCCCCUUUUCUGGUGCAACAGUUACACACAUCCAACCAGAACGCAAAGGUUUCAAAGGGAACCCAGCGGACAAGGACAUCUCGCUGCCCGCCUCUCAUACAGGACACUCACCACUAGCGAACACGUACACCGAGCGUACAAACAAACACGCCAACACCUUCCCGAUAUCGUUCAGUACACACACACACACACACGUCCCUGCAAACGCUUCAAAGCUGGAGGAUGCCGCUAGCCAACUCGAUCGACCCAUGGAGAGAGAAAGUCCCAAUCAGUAUCGUCGGUAUCGAGUCCGCAUCGCAGGACAAUGUAGAGAUGGUCAUCGACGAUAGCUAUGAUGUCCAGCAGCAGCAACAUCUUACCCAUGACCACCGCCAUGCUCAGCUUCAUCAGGAGCAGCCCGCACAGCAUCAAUACCUUCCCCAUCAACAUCAUCAUCAACAUCAACCCCACCCUCAACCGCACCAGUACAGCCGGCAGCACCCGGUGCCUCCCGCGGGAAUGGUUACCUAUGCUCCGGCGCAUACAGCCGCUGGCCAGCAAGAGCCGCUGCUCGAUGGAGCUGUUGUAGCUGAUAGUGGCACUUAUCGCUACCAUCGUGGCGAUUCGCCCGAACCCGGUUUGGUUGUUGGUGCCGAGGAAGCAAUGGAUCUGGAUGUAACCGGAGGUGGAGGUGGUGACCUGUCACAGCUGAGAGGCGACGCCACGUACCCCAACGCAGGGGCGGGAGGGAACGGUGGGGACGAGCAUGAGAUCGACAUUAAGGACAUUAUACGGGAGGGGCACGAAAAGGCCGAUCCGUCACAGUUCGAGCUGCUGAAGGUGCUCGGCGAAGGCUCGUUCGGCAAGGUGUUUCUGGUGCGGAAGAUUGUUGGCAUCGAUGCGGGGACGCUGUAUGCGAUGAAAGUACUAAAGAAGGCAACGCUGAAGGUGAAGGAUCGUGUGAGGAGUACGAACGAGCGGAACAUCCUGGCUGACGUGGGCCACGCAUUUAUCGUUAAGCUGCACUAUGCCUUCCAGACGCCCGGCAAGCUGUACCUUAUACUGGACUUCUUGCGUGGCGGUGACCUGUUUACGCGCUUGAGCAAGGAGGUGAUGUUUACCGAGGAAGACGUCAAGUUUUACCUGGCCGAGCUGGCCCUGGCGCUGAACCAUCUGCACAGCAUCGGCAUCAUCUAUCGCGAUCUAAAACCGGAAAACAUUCUUCUGGAUCAGGACGGCCAUAUAGCUUUAACGGAUUUUGGGCUCUCGAAGCAACCGCUGGAUGGAUCGAAAACGUACAGCUUCUGCGGCACGGUGGAAUACAUGGCGCCGGAAGUUGUCAACCGGAAGGGACACACUUUUGCAGCAGACUGGUGGUCCUUCGGCGUGCUAAUGUUUGAAAUGCUGACGGGCAAUCUACCAUUCCACGGUAGCAAUCGAAAUGACACAAUGAACCAGAUCCUCAAAACAAAGCUCGGCAUGCCGGAAAACUUAAGUCCCGAGGCGCAAAGUUUGCUGCGCGCCCUGUUCAAACGCAAUCCCCAGAAUCGACUCGGGGCGGGCCCGAACGGCAUUGAGGACAUCAAGCGGCACGAAUUUUUCGCCAACGUCGAUUGGGAUGCGUUCGAACGCAAGGAGGUUCGGCCACCGUUCAUUCCUGCCGUUUCGAGGGACGAUGCGUUCUACUUUGACUCGGAAUACACGAACAAAUCACCAAAAGACUCGCCCGGUGGCCCCGUCAGUGCGAGUGCUCAUGAGAUCUUCCGUGGCUUUAGCUUUAUCGCACCGGGCCUGCUGGACGAGCAGCCAAACUUUGCCAACGGAAGCAACAUGGUGAUGCAACAGCAGCCCGCAUCUCGGUCACCGUUCUCGAACGAAAUACCGGGCGUGAAGCCUGUCGCGUUCGGUGACGAGUACAACUUGAUGGAGGAACUUGGCCGCGGAACGUUCUCAAUCUGCCGGAUGUGUGAACAUCGCACAACGAAGAAGCAUUACGCGGUUAAGAUAAUUGACAAAUCUUAUCACGAUUGUCGCGAGGAGGUCGAGAUUUUGCUUCGGUACGGCAAUCAUCCCAACAUUGUGACGCUGUACGGUGUGCACGAGGAUGCGAGCUACGUGUACCUGGUGAUGGAGCUGCUGAAGGGUGGCGAACUGUUGGACCGCAUUCUGGCGAUCCAUUUUAUGGCCGAGCAGGAGGCCAGUGCCGUGUUGCGGACGGUCGUGUCGGCGGUCGCCUACCUGCACGAGCACGGUGUCGUGCACCGGGAUCUAAAGCCAUCGAAUUUGCUGUACGCCUCGGUCAACCAUACGCCCGAAUCGUUGAAGCUGUGCGAUCUCGGCUUUGCCAAGCAACUCCGAGCCGACAAUGGGCUGCUGAUGACCCCGUGCUACACGGCCAACUUCGUCGCACCGGAAGUGCUGAAGAAACAGGGCUACGAUCUGGCGUGCGAUAUCUGGUCGCUGGGCGUGCUGCUCUACAUUAUGCUCGAUGGAAAGACACCGUUUGCUAGCACUCCGAACGAUUCGCCAGAUAUGAUUCUAGCGCGAAUUGGUUCCGGCAAGGUCGAUUUAGAAACGGGCAAAUGGCCCACGAUAUCGGAUGAAGUGAAGGAUCUGCUGCGCCAGAUGCUACACAUCGUACCUUCGAGGCGUCCAACGGCCGCUCAAAUCCUGCGACAUCCGUGGCUAUCGCGAAGCGGUCCGCGACUAAUGUACAAUACGGUAGGGACCCAACAUGCUACCAGCGAACGGCCGAUGGUCGUGGAACCGCAGGACACAAAGCCGGCGUGCGUAAAUACCGAAGCCAUCAAGGGAGCGGUCCAUGCAACAUUCCGUGCGAUAUCAUCGCCCCAGGCUGCCAAUCUGGGACCGGUCGGAAUGUCUGAUCUGGCGCGAAGGCGAAUGGAUAAGAUGAAUCAUUCCUAAUAAGGGUUUCUCGAGGUACGCCGUGUGUUCGCAAAACGGCGGACUGUGCAACGCCGCCAUUGCCGAUGGGCGAGUGGAUGGUGUUUGAUUGUAGAGAGUUUGUCACUUAUUGGAUACGUUCUCGCGCUAUUCCUAUUUAGUUUUUAACCUGUUACGUUUUGUUUUGUUUCAAACGAUAAGAUUUUGAUAAUUUUAUUCGUCAACCAGUGCCAGAGUGACAUGUGUGCCAGAGAACAACAGUGCUAGCAAUUAGGGCCAGGUUGCAUGGUUGCAGCGUUCCAGUACGACACGGUUAUAGCAGACGAUAGAUGAGUGUAACUUAUACAAGUAUGUGUGGAAAAUGGUUGGUUCGAUUCGUUUCAAUGCUAAACCACUGCGACGGAAAUAGCUGGUGUAGCAAAGAGAAUGAACCGGUACACUUUUAUAAAGUGCGGUUGUACUAUGCUUUUGUACGAGGUGUCGUGUUUGUUUAUCGUUCUUAUUCUGUUUUGUGUUUUUAAACAAUACCUUUUGUGCUUUUAACUACUUUUAACAUAUUUUUAACAACUAUUUCACCAUGCGAUUGGUUGCGUAGUAUUAUAAAGAAACUGUCUUGAAUGUUAAGUAUCUCGUUUGAAACGCGUUAGGUUUAAUUGUACAAGCGUUUAGCAUAAAUGAUGAAUUGAAGUGGAAAGCCUAUUUAACGUGUUUAUUGCAAACUGCACAUAAUAGUGAAUGGUGUGUUGUAGUGUGGAUUGAUUUCAAAGUCAUAGGCGUAUAGUUAAAGGCGCGUAUAGUUCAAUUAUGGUAUCGUUUACACUUCAAACCAUUGAAAUGGGCAAGGUAAACGUGUGGGCAGGGUAUAACUAACUAACAAUAAAUUGAUCUACGUUAGGUACACUAGAAAAAAAAAAAAACAAACAAACAAAACAAAUCGAAUAAUAAUAUACACGUACGCAUAUGCAUAUAUACAUACUUUAAAACAUAUACAAUCAUAUACAUAUACAGAAUAUAGUAUCGCCAAACUGCAGACGAGAGACGGGUUCGCCUUCGCCAGCCACAACCGCCAGCUAAUCCGGCGACGGAAGGGAGGGGGAAACAAAACCAUAUUUACAUUGUAUCGUGCCAUUGAAUGUGUGGACAGAAUGUGCGCUGGGGAGUUUAUGGAAUUUAAUUGACGCGAAGCGAGAAGCUGCUGGUGUAAGGAAGUAAUCAUUGUGAUAACCUACGACAAAAAACGAGAAAAACAAAACCUAUAUUGGCAGGACAGGCGAGCCUUGUAAUAGUGUAUUCUGGUCUACAUAUAUAUACAUACAUACAUACAUAUAUAUUGAAGCAGCGAACAAAGGAGUCGCCCGCUGGCUCAACUAUAUGGUGUUGUUGUUCGUGGGAUGGCCACCGCUAGGCGUACAUCUCCAUUUGUCACACAAGGGACAGUGCUUUGUCUAUGUACCGUUGCUACCUGAUGUGCUGUAUGUCGAUGUGUGCGUUGUGCUGCAAUUGUUGCUUCCAGUGUUUCAAACUGUUUCAUUUCUUAACGUAUUUCAACGUACAAUAACGAAUAGGCUAGGACCGAGGGAGGAGUGUCUCUUGAGCAGUAGAAUAUGUGAACAAAACGGGACGACAUCAAGCGUUUGGCUUUAUCAAUAAUUCAACACUUUUGCAUUUUACGAUGGAUGUCAGUGAUUGGGUUUUUAUGCAUUUGCGGGAGCAAUUUACUUUCCCGUUCCCGGCCAAACCAGUCAAAAGAAAAACAACAUAAAACUCUAACAUAUUUGUACACGGAGGUAAACGUUCUGUGAAGUACGCACUAACAUUAUCAUUUUACUAGAAGACUUAGAGCAUUCAACAAUUAUUAAAACGGAACCCUAACCACUUUACUAACACACACAACACCGCUGGCAGGGCUACGGAAACACUACCUUGAAACCAUCCUAUACUAUCUCUCUUGUAGACAAAUUACAAAAAAGAACACGUUUCUAAGGCUCCAAAGGAGUAAAGUGUUAAUUGUAUUCAUUAUUCUGAAUGGUGACCGUGCAAAGAGAAACAGACUAACCGAAAUCUAAACAUUAAUUGGAAGUACGUCCCAAACCAAACCACAAACGACGAGUAAAACAAAGAACAUACUACACUCUCUCUCUCUCUCUCAAAUUAAACGCAAAGAAAAGAACGAUCGCAAAACAGAGUAAAUAAAUUACUACAAAUGUUUAAUUAACUCGUA
This is a messenger RNA of Anopheles gambiae (African malaria mosquito), 6394 nucleotides long. Its product is annotated as ribosomal protein S6 kinase 2 beta. Lineage: Eukaryota; Metazoa; Arthropoda; Insecta; Diptera; Culicidae. The coding region runs from base 1513 to 4194 and encodes 893 amino acids. The record is from RefSeq and is a predicted model, not a curated record. The transcript has 8 exons. Gene Ontology annotation, biological process: intracellular signal transduction; protein phosphorylation. Gene Ontology annotation, molecular function: magnesium ion binding; ribosomal protein S6 kinase activity; ATP binding.